CACAGCAGUGACACCGGCGCGGUGGCUGCGAGGGUCUGCAAACAGGAAAAUGCGUCUUUUAACCUCCCCCUGCAACAACAGAUGGAGUGGUCGUGGGGGAAGGGGGAUAGGAAAAUUGGAUGGCUGGGUGAGAACUGGUAGUCCAGAAGAAGAGAUCGUGACUGAGGAUUGUAACAUAUCUAAAGAAAUGCAGGAACUGCAGAAGCAAUGGCACUCUGUGGUGCAGAUCAUCCACAGCAACGCAAAUGUUGUUGCAUUUAUGAAUUCUCGUGUUGGCCAAUAUUUAGAUGACCAUCCUUUUGUUGCCUUGUCACUCCUGAUGUUUAUUGCAGUGUCUGCUAUUCCUGUUGCAUUUUUCCUGAUUUUCGUUGUUACAACAGCUGUGAUGGCCUGUAUUGGUGUGAUAGUCAUGGAAGGUGUUGUGAUAGCCAUAGGUGGCAUAGCCCUCCUGUGUGUGCUGUGUGGCCUGGGGGCAGUUUCCCUGGGAGUUUCUGGAGUCCUGAGUAUUUCUUACAUUGCACUUUCAACUCUGGUCAACUACUGGUGUUCCUCAAGGGGUCAGCUAAGGAAGCAAGAUGUUAAUGGAAGUUUGCCACAGAAGAAGCCUGGCUUGGAUGUUUCUGCCAAUAACGGGAAGAGUGAGUAAGUGGGUUUGUCCCCACUUCCUCCAUAGGCACUUAACUGUCCAGCUCUGAGCUUCAUUAUGUAACUGUUUACUCAUUGAGCAUUCAGACUUUGUGUGCUCCUUCUGGGAACUGAAAAGAAUCAAUGUACAUCUUACAUAGUCAAUGUAAAAUGGAUAUUAAGAGUAACCAUUAAGCAGCAGUGUAUUGCAAUAGUAAGUGUAUGAAUGCUCCACAGAGCUUGGGGAAGGGAGGUGAUGGUGACUGGUGCUGUUAAGUCAGUGGUAAUUAGGUGAAAGAAAGAGGGGGGAUUUGAUUUCUCAUUAGUUACUGGAGUUCUGGACAUAUUCUCUUGAAAUUUUUGUGCAGCAGUUGGUCAUUUUGAAACAGAAGUACCAAAGCUCAGAACACACUCAGAAUGCAUUUUGAAUGUGGAAAAAAUACUUGUAAGCCUUAACAGCCUUUGUUAAAAUAGUAUGAGCACACCAUGCUAAUGCUUUAUAUUUAUUAUACAGGGAAAAUAAGGUUUUGUCAUAUAUCAAGUCAUGCUCUAAGCUUUUAUAUACCUGUCGAUGUUGCAUUAUUCCAAAGGGAUAUUUUUCUUAUUCUCAUUGCCUCAUUAUACCUACGGCAUGCUUAAAUGGUGCAUUUUUUCCUCUUUGUUUAGGUAUUUAAAUUGCCUGGUCUGCUUCUUGGUUGUAACUUCUUGUAUGUUAUUUAAACUUUUUUUGUUUUGUUUUUGCAAAAGCUAUUAUAUUUUUAAGCAUUAAGAAACUAUCUAACUAUAUUAGUUUAAUAAAGUGCUGUUUGUUUAACCA
Molecule: messenger RNA, 1441 nt
Organism: Neopelma chrysocephalum (saffron-crested tyrant-manakin)
Lineage: Eukaryota; Metazoa; Chordata; Aves; Passeriformes; Pipridae
Gene: LDAF1
Product: transmembrane protein 159
Exons: 5
Coding region: 50-646 (198 amino acids)
Source: RefSeq, a predicted model, not a curated record